Molecule: messenger RNA, 1983 nt
Organism: Coccinella septempunctata (seven-spotted ladybird)
Lineage: Eukaryota; Metazoa; Arthropoda; Insecta; Coleoptera; Coccinellidae
Exons: 6
Coding region: 194-1360 (388 amino acids)
Source: RefSeq, a predicted model, not a curated record
AAAGCACUAGAUUUUAUAACCAAGAUGAAGGGUAGUAACAAGAGGGGUCUGAGGUAGGGGUUUCCUUAUUGGUAGAAAAGGACCAAGAAGAAUCUUCUAGAGGACCACCAAGAAUUUUCACCUUUCAUAUCAAUGAAGCUUAAAGUUUCAAUCUUGGUAAAAAAUUUGUUAAUCAAUAUACAGCUAUAAUUUUAUGAAUGAUAACAGAGAAGGAAUGGAAAAUUCUCCUACAGAUGUCCAUAGCAGGUCUAGUAAAGGUAGUAUAGAAUUCCAUGGUGGAGUAGCACCUAAUAUUAGAAGCUUGGACAAGUGUAGAAGCAGUGCAAGUCUUAGAGUUGAGAGGAAUGUAAAUCAUGCAAAGGAAGAACAUGAUAAUCAAAGAGGCUCCAUAGAUAGUACUUCAAAAGUGCCUAAUAAAAUCAUAUCCAAUUGGAAACAUGCUUGUGAUAAGACCAAAGAUAAAACGAAAGACCUCCUUAAACGAUGGAGAACUUUGCCUGAGAUCGAGACCGAGCCAUUAAAAGCUCUUGAAAAUGGAGGACCAGAAAAAGUUCACACAGACAGUGGUUGGAGCGUACAUGUUUGGACUACUUGGGUAGACCGGUAUAGUAUUGAUUCUACAGAGGUAGCAGAGAAGGAUAGCAGCUAUCAGUUAACACCGACACAGAACAAUAAAUUUUCUCAUUUCUUUUCUACCUUGUUGGAUCGGGACAGAGAUGAUCUCAUUUGGAAGCAAGAUUUCGAAACUCUUAUUGAAAGAUUCAGGCAUUUCGCUGACUGGUCAAUGAAUUCAGCGGAGUUCAAUACACUUAGAGAAGUAGAACGUGGUUUCAUUGAGACUUUCUUAGUUGAUAUCUCAAAUGAAAGAUGGGGUUUUCAGUUAAAUAAUGAAAUCUAUUUAACGAAAGAAGGAUGGCUUCAAAAAUGGGGUGAAUUGAUUUGCGGAUCUAAAAAUCUCAACGACUUUCCUGUGUGGUUACAAGUAUUCUCAAAAGUUCUGUUUCAAGUCAUGAACAGGAGCGGUAGUGGCAUAGUUACUAGAGAUGAACUGGGCUCAUUUUAUUCUUCAGUUUUAUGUUUGAAUACUCUUGAAGUUGGUAGAAUUCUGGACAUCUCAUAUCGAGCGAUGACUUCUAAUGGAGAUCAUCCUCUGAUGUAUGAAGCAUAUCGUCUAUGUUUCGCAAACUAUUUGUUGGGUAGGUUUCCCAACGGACCUGGUCAACACCUACUUGGAGCGCCACCCAAUGAAAUGUCAUCUGCCUUGUUUCCUAUCGACUACUCUGCCUUAAACUCACAACCCGAAGAUUUGGAACAAUACACUCUUGACCAGGAUUCCAACAGAUGGAGUGUUGUAGUUUAAUCUUUUUCUGAUAUAAUGAUGGCUAGACUAUCAAUUAGAAAUUUUUUACCAAUGAGAUGCACUACUGUAUGAUGCUGUAAAGCCAGAGGACAACCAUUGAUAAAUUACAUUUGGUUGAAAUUAUUCUCAACAUUAUCAGUCAAUAUAGAGUUAGCUGCAUCACAAAUCAGCACACUGUUUCGAGAAUAUGGUCCAAAACUGAGUGGAUAUUCAGCUCAAAUAUUGUGCACGGCUUAUUAUUAGUUUCACACAAGUGCACAGACAAAUAUUUCAUUCUAAAAUAUGUGAUAUUAGGUGUUUUUUUAAAAACUGUUGCACAGUAUUAUUGUCUCAUGACUAUUUGCCCAUGGUUGAAAUACUUCUGAAUAUUCAAGAUUGUGAAAAAUUACUCAUCAUAAAAUCCAUAGUUUCUUCACAUGAUGGAUUUGUUUCAAAAUAAAUUUAAUAGUUGUUAUUUACAUUUCACAUAUUGUUGUUCAUUCUUUCAAUAGCAAGAAAUUGUCGGCCAAUGAAAUUUUGCCCACACUAUUAACAUAUCUGCUUGAAGAAAUAUCAUAAUAUAAAUUAUACAAAAUGCUACACUAGACCGCACAAAAAAGAAUAAAAUAAAAGAUUUGAUUAUA